AUACGAUGUCACACUGCAGUACCGCUUAUAUAAUCCCGGCUAAAAGUUGUCACCCAGCGUCCGGAGGAAAAAGAGAACAAUUGCAGCUUAAUCAGAGAUGUAAGUCUUUUCGGAAAAGCAGAGGAGAACGAGAGUUGAAAGAUAAUGGAUAUUCGUCGGAAUUGAAUUUGACUCUAGCGUAAGGCGUUUGGUGCCUGAAAAACUCAUAAUAGGAAUAUUUGCUUUGCGAAAAUGUUGAGUUCAAUGAAGAACUAUGCUGUUAUCUCUAAACACGUAACGGAGGGUUCAAAUGGAUUAGAGGAAGAUCAAGAUGAAUCUGGUGAGACGAAUUGCAGUGAAUCUUUAUUGACAAACCAGCCAUCUACAGAUGAUGAACAAUCUCAAAACGCCCGAAUGCCAAAAUUGUCUCCUGAAAUUGAGGGAAUAAUACAAAAAGACUGCCACGAAACAAAUCGUGACGCUAUUAUUAAAGAAGAGUCAGAACGCAGCAAGGUGACAAAAGCGAAAGAGAGUGUACAAUCUUCGGGAGAUGUGCACGAAGCAUCAACCAAUCCUGAUAUAUGUACAUUUCCUCAUGGUGAAGAAGCGAGUCAAGAUUGUUCUGUAGUAAACAAUUCUUCAGAAAAUCUCCUUGGCUCCAAUCACCGCAGGGAACCUUCAGUUGAGGACAGUGAUGAAGUUUUCCCCCUUGUUAGACAAAACGCUAAUUCUUCCGAUGAUCUGCUCGAUAAGAAUUUUGUAAAAUGGACAAAUGCGAAGAACUCCCACGGUAGUACAAACUUAGAAAAAGGUAGUGCCUUAUCGUCAGAGUCACCAAGUAGUGAUGUGGAAUUCAGUGCGUGUUCAUCAGUUACUAGUUGUACUGAGGAUAGUGGAAUUAGUUCUACUGUUAGAGAUGAAGAACUAGAAGAGAUCCCACUUAACAACUCUCAAUUUAGCCCCGACCUGUACCAACAGAUAUCUAGAUUUGCUAUAGAUGAAACAGUAGCGGCCUGGAUUCCGAAAUCCUCUAAUACUUACGCACCGAGUCCAAGUUCGAGUAUGAAGACAGUUCCUGUUACAGAUCAAGAAAAGUCACAAAAGCAGGGCAAACUAAAAGGACUGUUUUCAAAGUCAACUCAAAAGGAACCUGUUCCUGGUUGGAAGUUAUUUGGCAAGGUUCCCGCUAAAGAUGCAAGGGAUAACAAUAAAGAUUCUCAUAUCCAGUCAUCAUCAUUUGAUAGAGGAGAUUUAAAGCAUAGUUCUUUUGGUGAUAAGCCUUCAUCAACUGCUCCAACCUCCAAACCCAAAUUUCUUUCGAUUAGGAGGAAGGUGACAACAGGCAGCUCAACUACAGCUCUUAUUUUUGAAAACAGACCCAGCAACCUUCCAGCUAAGUCACCUACAGAAGAGAAAAAGCACAGAAAGCAAUAUGAAGCUAUGGUGGCUGAAGCAAAGAAAAAAGAACUGAAAGACUUAAAGCUGCAAGAGAAAAAACUUAAAGAAAAAUGUAAACAGGAAGAUGGAAUUGUCUCUGCUGCUUCUGUGUGGACAAAUGAAAUAUUGCCCAACUGGGAAACAAUGCAACAUGCAAAGAAAACAAGAGAACUUUGGUGGCAGGGCCUUCCACCAAGUGUGCGUGGAAAAGUGUGGAAGCUUGCUAUUGGAAAUGAUUUACACAUUACUCAAGAAUUAUUUGACAUAUUCCAGUCCCAUGCAUAUGAAAAACUCUUCACAACACGCCUCAACAAGCAGAAAAAUGUAACACAGACAGUUGCAGAGCUACCAGCCAGUGACCAUCCAGUUGUCAGUAAGGCUCACACAGUAGAACUCAUUGUCAUGGAUGUUUCACGCACAUUUCCGUCACUCUGUAUCUUUCAAGAGGGUGGCCCAUUCCACGAUGUUCUACAUAGUAUUUUAGGAGCAUACACAUGUUAUCGACCUGAUGUGGGAUAUGUUCAGGGAAUGUCCUUUCUUGCAGCAGUUUUAUUGCUAAAUAUGGAACCUUCUGAUGCAUUUAUUUGUUUUGCAAACCUUCUCAAUAAACCUUGUCAGCUGGCAUUCUUUAGGGUGGAUCACCCAAUGAUGGUAGCUUACUUUGCAGCAUUUCAGAUAUUUCUAGAAGAGUUCCUACCUUCUGUUCAUGCACAUUUUAUUGAAGAAAACUUCACACCAGAUAUGUACUUAAUUGACUGGACAUUCACAUUGUUUAGCAAGUCAUUACCACUGGACAUAGCAUCUAGAGUAUGGGAUGUGUUCUGUAGAGAUGGAGAAGAAUUCCUUUUCAGAGCUGCACUUGGAAUACUGAAGUUUUACCAAGAUGAACUACUGGAAAUGGAUUUCAUUCACCUGGGCCAGUUUCUCUCAAAGUUACCAGAUGAUAUUCCUGCAGGAUCUCUUUUCCAAGCUAUCUCCUCCAUUAAUUUAGUAGAACAGAAAUUUAGUCAGACACUUGCCACGCAAAAGGAGGUUGCAGCUCAAAUAAAAAGUGUCACAUCAUCCACCAAAUGAACUUAAUAUACCAAUACUAUUGUUCUCCAGUGCAAUUUUUAUUGGUUCAAGUUGCAUGUUUUUAUGAACUGGAUCAUCACUCAUUAUUCUUUAGGCUUCUACCAAAAAAUUGUCAACAAUUACUGCACAGUUUUCUUUCAAAUUGUUAUGCUGUCAACCUAAAGUUGGCAAACAUGCAUCAACCCUUGUGGGCAAACCAGACUAACAGGCCCACAGUCAAAUUUGUACAGUUAAAUCUCUCUUUGGCUCUCUCAUGCAAAUUUUUCCAUCAAAUCUGUUAAAUCCCUGAGGCAAAAUGUACAGUACAUAGUAUAAAACACUUUUUGACUCAUUAGGAAGACUGGGAAAUUGGUGGCUCAAGCAGUAUGAUCAAGGGCAGACAGAUAUUCAAAAACCAAUGUCACAUUCCUCUGUAUGGUUUGGAAUGUACCACUGAUUUUCUGAUGAUUCUUUUCAGGUCUUUAGGUGAGGACAGACCUUCUGUUUGACUUGAUAAUCUGAACUACUUUUCAUUUAAUUAAAAUUAAUGUAAUUUGGCAAAGAAUUUUUAAUCACAAGUGGAAAAGUAUGCAUUAAAUGAACUGCAUGUAGCAUCAAAGGUUUAGGAUGAAAUGGCAAACAUGCAUGCGUCUGUCCCUGAGAAUACAGUAUCUGAAUAUUUCUCACCUUUCCAAAUGGUCAAAGUGAUAUUAUAGAGAGAUGAAUCUUAUUUAGCUAAAGUGAAAAGUUAGAGUUAAUAAGAACCACAUGAGAAUUAUCUCCAUUAUCGUUAUCAGUUAUGUUUGUGAAGAAUCUGAAAAGAAGCUCUUACACCCUCCAAAGAAAAAGAGUUAGAAUUUAAAAUAGCUGCAUUGGGAAUAAUCUAUGAACACAAAGUGUAAGAUAAAUACCAGUUUAAACAAACAAAAUCUGCAUUAAUAAUUUUCUUAUAAUCAAAGAAUCAUCACAUUAAAUUUUCAUUCUUAAUGCUCAGUGGCUCUUGCAGAUGUGAUAUAAUACCAUCCAUUCACUAUAUUUUUAUAUGAUUCAAAGCUGUAAAUGUUAUUUAGAUAGAGUGUAAUGUUAAUGGUAGCAUAGUACAUGAUAGUCUGAUAAAGUUUCCAACUCCAUUCCACUCAUUAGUAUAGUAUGUAGCCAUGAUGAUAAUUUUCAGGUUAGGGUGGUUUUAUUAUCUAGUUUUAAGUGACUUUCAAUGUUCUGAAUCUGCAAAUUCUUCUCAGAGGUAAGUGCAAUACUUAGAAAGCUAAAUGCAAGCUACAAACAAGCCCUAGGUGGCAGGCCUUUUUCUCUUCCCUGACAGCAUUAGUCACUUAGGGUAACUAAUUAUAAACAUCAGCUGCUUACAUUUUUGAGUGGAAAAUUUUUGUAACAUUCAUCAUGAGUUAAAUGUAUUAUGAAAAAAAAAAGAGGGGAAAUAAUGUAUACAUUAUGGUAAUACUGCUAUUAAAAAUAAAAGUUUGU
This is a messenger RNA of Pocillopora verrucosa, 3951 nucleotides long. RefSeq names its product TBC1 domain family member 12. The record is from RefSeq and is a predicted model, not a curated record. NCBI's taxonomy places the organism in Eukaryota, Metazoa, Cnidaria, Anthozoa, Scleractinia, Pocilloporidae.